AUGUCAAAAUAAUCGGUUAGAAAAUAGCGAAUUCAACCAUAACAAAAACAGACUAAGUUUCACACGUCAUUGUUAUUUAAUGGAAUUAAUUGCGGUAAAUUUUGCACGAACCCCAUUAUCUGCUUUUCCAAAACGUUGUGCGUCCGUUAUACACAAGAUGUCAUCUCCAUCUAAGUGGACUGUGGAAAAGAAUCGUAUUCUUAGUUUACCAAUCGAAGAAAAAAGGCAAUUGUAUAAGUCAAGAGACUUUGUUACUUUAAAUCAAAUAGAUCCAUGGUGCAAUUAUGUAGUCAGGAAUAAAGAGAUCGAAGCCAAGAAACAUAACCUGGAAGACCUCAACGAAUUUCGUAAGAUAAAGUUAGACCAUGAAAAAAACAAACUAUUGGCUGAAAAGGUUUCUGUAUACUGUGGAGAUAUUACUAAACUUGAGAUUGAUGCCAUUGUGAAUGCAGCAAAUUCUCGUCUUAAAGCUGGGGGUGGAGUUGAUGGGGCCAUACAUAGAGCUGCAGGAUCAUUGCUUCAGGAUGAAUGCAAUUCAAUUGGAGGUUGUCCAACUGGUGAUGCUUGUAUAACUGGUGGAUAUAAUCUACCAGCAAAAUAUAUCAUUCACACAGUGGGACCACAAGAUGGAUCAGCCCCAAAACUUCUGUCUUGCUAUGAAAAAUGUCUUUCAUUUCAAAGUCAGUAUCGCCUAACAUCCAUAGCCUUUCCGUGUAUUUCUACUGGAAUCUAUGGCUUCCCUAAUCGCCUUGCCGCUCAUAUAGCUCUUCGUACUGCAAGGACCUUCUUAGAAAAUAAUGAAGAUCUUCAAAGAAUUAUAUUUUGUACCUUCAUGCCAAUUGAUGUUGAGAUUUAUGAAACACUCAUGCAGAUGUACUUUCCUCUGCAUGAAUGGAAUUACAAUGAUGGGGCUGCUGUUUCAGAAUAAUUUGACGAGCAUUGUUUAUACUCUGUUGUAGUUUGUGUAUAGGGUCUCUUUGCCUGUUCGCAUUUACUUACUUCAGUUUGAAGGAAAAUAUAAAAAUGUCCCAGCACUAAUUUCUAUUAAAAAAUUGUGUAAUGUAUUCAUUAUAUAUUCUAUUUUAAACUUAACUGUUUGAAACAUCCUGUGAUUUUUUUGUAAAAGGCACACUUCAGAAUUAGGCUAUUUACCCACUUUGCAUCCAUUAAAUCCAAUUUGCGACCACCAGUUUUGAACAGGAAUUAAGAGGUGAUAUUUUUAUGAUAAUGUAAAGAGAGAUUGGGUUUUAAUAAUUUAUUUAUGGAAGAAUUAUAGUUAUUUAGAAAUCAAUAUAUUAACAUUCAUAUAUCACUACACAGAAAAUAAAAACACCUAUUUAUUUUUCUAAACAUUGAUAGAACUUAAAAUUUAUAAACAAAUUAGGUACCUAUGUAGUAAGGUUAUAGUAAUUCCACCUUCCAAAUUCAACAAUAAUCUGUUCUGUUAAUUAUACCCUAAAAUCGAAAGGUAAGUUAAGAUUGCGUGUAAGCUGAAGAUCAGCCUUGAUUAAUAAUCAUUUAUUUAUUUCAAACAUGCACACGUUAUCUUUACAGCCUAU
Messenger RNA from Pieris rapae (cabbage white), 1559 nucleotides. Its product is annotated as macro domain-containing protein RSc0334. Lineage: Eukaryota; Metazoa; Arthropoda; Insecta; Lepidoptera; Pieridae. Gene Ontology annotation, biological process: peptidyl-glutamate ADP-deribosylation; purine nucleoside metabolic process; DNA damage response. Gene Ontology annotation, molecular function: ADP-ribosylglutamate-[protein] hydrolase activity. Gene Ontology annotation, cellular component: nucleoplasm. The transcript is spliced from 4 exons. The coding region runs from base 80 to 928 and encodes 282 amino acids. The record is from RefSeq and is a predicted model, not a curated record.